This is a messenger RNA of Oncorhynchus nerka (sockeye salmon), 1938 nucleotides long. RefSeq names its product family with sequence similarity 234 member A (gene fam234a). The record is from RefSeq and is a predicted model, not a curated record. Lineage: Eukaryota; Metazoa; Chordata; Actinopteri; Salmoniformes; Salmonidae. Bases 161 to 1798 code for a protein of 545 amino acids. The transcript is spliced from 12 exons.
CCCAGAUUGCAAUGACUAUUUCACGAUAGCUAGUAGAUGCUUUUAAGGUGUGAAUUGUUUACGCAGGUGAAGUUGGAUUGACAGUUAUCGAUCAAACAAAGACACGGACAGAAGUAGCUUCUAAAGUCUGUUCGGGCUAUGACACAUUGCUGAAGAGAUAAUGGAGCCAACAGACCAUGCCACAGAAGCCGACCCCCUGAAGAGGGAGGAGGAUGGGGUUGAGGGUGGUGGAACGGCACCACCAGCGCAGACCAAGAAGAAGAGUUUGGGUCUGGCCAAGUUGUCCCACUGGAGGACGGCUGCCUUCUUCCUCUCCCUCUUCCUCUGCCUCAUCAUCGUCUUCGCCUUCUCUUUCAUCAUCCCCUGUCCCGUCCGUCCGCAAUACCUCACCUUCUGGAACCGCACCUUCCCCCAAGCAGCCACCUAUGAUUUCCUGGCCAUUGAGGAUGCAAGCAAAGACAAAGUGAUGGACGUGUUGUUUGUCCUGAAGGCCCAGGAGGGCAGUCAGAACGUUAGUUGUUUUGCUGAAGGUCUGGACACACCUUGUGUGUUUGUGUCGGCGGUAGCAGGGACCAACGGGGAGACUCUGUGGGAGCGGCCCUUGGCCCCUGAGUUCCACUGGGCCCAGUGUGGUCUGGACGGCCUUGGAGAAACCGAGAGGGGCUGCCUGCUGUCUCACUCCAACCAGCUCACUGCCAUCAACAAAUACACUGGAGUGGUGACGUGGGCGCGGCUCCAGCCUCCCAACCUGAGGAGUACCUUACCGGUCCUCAGUGUCUCAGACCUGGAUGGGGACGGGGUAAGCGACGUGGCUCUGGUGGCGCCCAGCCCAACGCAGACACAGCUGGCGAUCCUCUCAGGGAAGACCGGUGUCCAGAUUGGCUCAGAGGUGGUUCUUGACACUGCUGAGUGUGCCAUGCAUCUCCUCCACUCCACAGGGAAAGGCUCCAACUAUGUACUGCUCCAGAAAGACUCGGGAUUGUAUGGCCUGGCCCUGUGGAGGAUUGCAGCCCAGGCUAAGGCAGGCAUGGAAAAAGGCCUCAAGAAGGACAAGCACUGGGAGCGCAAAGCCAAUGACUCCUCUGGCCUUGUAUCAAUCUAUGAGUCUGGGACAUUGAGAUACGUGUUAAGGACAGGGAAGGCAGAGGGUCCCUCCAACCUGCUAUUGGUCACUGGGGGCAGUGUGGUGCUGAUAGAUGGUGACAGUCUGAACUUACUGUGGAGAGUCAACACCAGCACAGUCCUCAGCGAGCCUUCUUUUGGCCACUUCAACAAAGAUGGCACACUCGACAUAGUGAUCGAGGAGGACAUUGGCAACCGCAUUAAAAGGGUGGUGAUCCUGGACGGAAACACUGGAGGCACAGUGUGGGAGGUCAACCUACUGGCCAGCCCCAACUCACCCAAGCCAGCCUCAGUCAACACCAUCAACUCCUUCUCUGUGUUCAUGUUCUGGGGGCUGAUGCCCUCCGAGGCCAACGCUACUAGGGAUUUGAGUGAGGAGCGGCGCUCCUACAUGCUGUAUCCCCACUACUCCUCAGUUCUCCUGGAGAAGAGCAACGUCAUGGACCACAUCAUCGCGUUUAAAGCCACUCUGUUGGAGCGGGGGCGCCACGCCUGCUACAUCAUGUUGACGGGGCCCGAGGGGGAGGGGGCCGAGGGGACGGUGGACCUUAGCAAGCGCAAACUGAAACAGGACGUCACCGACAGCCGGGUCCUCCGCCUGGGCUCCAUAAGCAGCAAAGACACUAACGAGGACAUCAAAGAGGCCUUCCAGAGACUGCGUUUCAGCGAUGAGUGACAUGCCACUGUUACCAUGACAACAUUGUUGCUGAUAUCGAAACUGUGUUACAAUAGAUAUGACAACUGUUACUGCUGACAAUCAACCAACUGUGUAGCUAUGGUUACCUUAAAGCUGACUACUAAACCUUCUUCUGCUGA